This is a messenger RNA of Varroa destructor (honeybee mite), 545 nucleotides long. It is a transcript of the gene RpL30, whose product is annotated as ribosomal protein L30. Gene Ontology annotation, cellular component: cytosolic large ribosomal subunit. Gene Ontology annotation, molecular function: RNA binding; structural constituent of ribosome. The record is from RefSeq and is a predicted model, not a curated record. Lineage: Eukaryota; Metazoa; Arthropoda; Arachnida; Mesostigmata; Varroidae.
UUUCGCAUUUAUUUUCUUGUGAAUUGCGUCUAAUAGUCACAAAGUGUCAUAUAGUGAAGUGCUAAUUCCAUUGAGAAAAUCUCGACAGGGAUUUACUAAAUUACGACAACUUUGUAUUAAUUGUGACGGGAUGCGUACGUCAUGCCAAAAUGGUGGCCACAAAAAAGACGAAGAAGGCCCUUGAGUCCAUCAACUCUAGAUUGGCUUUGGUAAUGAAAUCUGGCAAAUACGUUCUUGGCCACAAGCAGACGUUAAAGACCCUGCGUCAGGGCAAGGCGAAACUUGUCAUCAUUGCCAACAACACUCCGCCCCUACGGAAGUCCGAGAUAGAGUAUUACGCCAUGCUUGCCAAGACUGGCGUUCAUCACUACAACGGCAAUAACAUUGAGCUUGGCACCGCCUGCGGGAAGUACUUCCGCGUGUGCACCUUAAGCAUUACGGAUCCAGGAGAUUCGGAUAUUGUUAAGGCCAUGCCCCAAGAGGUGUAAAUAAAACUGACCGCUUUCUGGUUGUCUGGACAAGUGUGGCAAGAAGGGAACCCUAUA